GGAGUGACACAAUCGCGUGCAUUAUCCCGCGUCGCCACUGUUUACAUGACCACAAACGGAAGUGUGUCAAGCUUUUACUGCUGUCAACUUCACCAGGAUUUCUUUAAAUGAUAAUUAUGUAGAUUUACAGAGGAAAUGUCAUUAACAGCUAACAUGUCGACCGAGGCCUUGUUUGAGCCAAGGGUUAACUUUGGCCAGGGCAAGAGUGCCACAACGUUGUUGACAGAAGAUGGGUGUUAUUUUCCUAUCGUUGCACAUGGCUCGUACAGAGAGAGGCAACAAGUGCUGUCAGCUCCAUUCAAGAGGGGGUGGGGCGCCCGGCCCAUGCAUGCCACCACCCUUCUCAUGGCCAAAGCCCCCUGGGUACCGGAUUACACAACCACCUCGAGACAGUUCCACGGAGGCAGCAAGACGCUGAAUCCACCGACACGUGCCACGCCUGGCCCCUCCAUGCACAUCUCCCAGUACCAUCUUGGGGUGCCGCACCCUGACAACCCCUGGCGCACCAACUACUCCCAGGACUUCGCCGCCAAGCAGUCCCCCAGUGCCAAUCACCAUCAUGUGAACGCACAUGCCAAAAGUCACGAGCACAGGUCAGGGUCCGAGGUGAAGGCUGUAAUCCGGGCAUCCGAUGACCCUCCCAGCUACUGGUCUCAGUAUAACCGCAUCCACAGCAAGCUGGGCCACAUACUGGGUCCAGGCGUACAGAGAGAAUAUCCAGUCAGGAAGCAGUACAACUUCAUCACAGGUACGAUGGGGUCACCAGCUUGGAAGGAGGACAACCGGCGAGUGUCCGGCAACCGCGUGUUACGCUCCGCCAGGACUAAGGUCCAGAAUACGUCCAUCAUCAGCUGAGUUGGCAGCCAGCUCCACGGAGGGAAGCAAUUGCAGCAGCGGUAUAAAUGAAGGCCAACAUUUUCAGCCGUCAUAUGAUAAAAACAAAAAAAAAUACUGUCGCUGAUGCCUGCUUUUCUAUCAUGUUAUUUUAUAUUUCAAAAGAGGUUACUUGAGAUUCACUGUCACAGGCGUGUAAAUUUCACCAUUUUUGCCUUCUGAAUGAAGAUUUCAUGCUCACAAGUGGGGUUAGAAUGCAAGGAUGUGUGGAUGUGUUGAAGAGUAAGGACACUGUUCUCUCUAAGUUGUAAGUGCUGUUGAUGAGAAUGGCAUCUUUGUGUCCUUACACACAUCCAGAAUAUUCUUCUCCUGUGUAAAACGUAAGGUAUUCAUACUGCACCUUGUUUUGAUCCGUGAAAUCUGACUGAUUACUCGAUACAAUAUCACCAACAGCAUUCUAUAUAAUCUGCCUUGUCACGACUUGUGUUAUUGGGAGUUAUAUCCAGUCUUUGAUGUGAUAUUUUGAUUUCCUUGUUCAGGUGGGUCACCAACCCAUGUUUAAUAUGAUUAAUACAUUGAUUUGAUACGACUGGGAUUGUAGUAACAUACAAUGCCUCAACCUUGUGAAUGGGAGAAGAUAAAGGGAGAUUUUUUUAGAUAACCAAUUGUUUAUACAUUCUAACAAUGUAAGAUGUCGUUAUAGAAAACAAUUCCUACAGAUCACAAAACUCAUCACUAGAAUAUUCGAGGAAGAGGAAUAUAAACAUGAUGAAUAUUAUCUUUUCUAUCAGAUACUUAAGAAAAAGAGGGUUGACUUUGAACUGAGGCUCGUCCAAUUACACAACUCAUAGAUCUGGGGUAGAAUAGGUCUAAAUAGGUGACUAUGUUUGUCGUAAGAGGCAACUAACGGUGUUUGGGUGGUCAGGCUCACUGACUUGGUUGAUGCAUGUCAUUGUAUCCCAAUAUUCAUGAUGUCAAUCACUGGAUUGUCUGGUCCAGACUUGAUUAUUGACAGACCGCCGUCAUAUAGCCUUAACAUUGCGGAGUGCGGCGUUAAACAACAAACCAACAAAACUCAUGCUGUGUUGAUCACGUUGCGUCCUGAAGGCCCAGGUCUGUAGAACUGAGUACUGUUCCCUUGACAAGCAAGGAUGCAUUUCUGCUGAACUUCAAUACCUGCACAGAAUGAUUAGAUUGAGGUUUGUUAGUGUGGUGACCACUGUAAACAGUUCUGUGUUGGUCCAGCAGGAGAGAAGGGUAACUUGAUACUGAUAUUGCAGCUAUAGGGUAGGUCGAGGCAAGGGAACUCAACAGAGGUGGAGUCAGCAGUGUUUGAAGUAAAACAUCAUCUCAGAUCUGGGCCAAGAUUCAUUACCUUUGCCGAUUCAUGAAUCUUCCUUUUAACAUAUUGUUAUUUUUCUAAUGUUGAUGUACCUCUUGAUACUAGUCCAGCAGUAUUGUUUUAUGAAGUAUUACAUAUUCAGAGGGUGGGUCCAGACCCCCCCUCCCCCUUUUGAAAACCAAAUGUAGUAUGUAAAAUUGACGGAGGUUUUUUGUAUUUUGGUCCACUACCUUUUGAAAACGCUGGAUCCACCCUAGUUUUAUACGGUAUUUACAUCUUUUAUCAGUAUACAUAAUUUUAAAAAAUGUUAAUUGAAUAUUUUGUAAUGACAUGCAUUAUAAUUGUUCUUCCUUCUGUGGAGCCAAGCACCUCCAUUUCUUUCUGUAGACAUUCUUUUCAACAUUCAAAGUAUAUUUUCAUGAAGCCAAACUUGAUAUGUGAUUGUGUUUCCGUGUUGGAGGUGUGGUACUGGACUGUUUGUACAGAUGCUGGUACUAUUCUGUGUAAUAUUCUUUAGGGGAAAUAAACUUUUUGAUGUGGAUUUUCCCCAUCAACAUUUAUA
This is a messenger RNA of Haliotis rufescens (red abalone), 2738 nucleotides long. RefSeq lists its product as uncharacterized. NCBI's taxonomy places the organism in Eukaryota, Metazoa, Mollusca, Gastropoda, Lepetellida, Haliotidae. The record is from RefSeq and is a predicted model, not a curated record. The transcript has 4 exons. Bases 136 to 855 code for a protein of 239 amino acids.